AUGGCGACAAUUCAAAGAAGACGGCAUUUCGGUCUGGCUUCUUCGCUCGGCGAUCAUGUUUGUUGUCGGUGUUUGUUACUUAUUUUGGCUGUGCUUUUAAAUGUGACAUGUUCGGUACUGUCGGAUACCCCGCAGUGGCUGGACCCGUUGGCUAGCCACGGGAAGAGAAUACAUUUAAGGAAUAUUGAUUUGAGCUCAUCACCGAUUGAAGAGAAUGAAAAGAGCGAUUAUUCAACAUCGGAUUUAGUAGAGGAUGAGGGAUACCUAACAGAUACCCGGCAAGAAGCUGUGAACCCAGGGAAUAUUGGCGGUGUUGUUAUUCAGCAAGCUUCUCAGGAUUUAUCUGCUCGACUACGAUGGCUUAGCAAUGAUGAAAUUGGCAUUACGAAUAUGCAG
This is a messenger RNA of Candidula unifasciata, 396 nucleotides long. Lineage: Eukaryota; Metazoa; Mollusca; Gastropoda; Stylommatophora; Geomitridae. The record is from the annotation of a GenBank genome assembly.